AUGGCUCUAGGACUUCACAAUGUGUCGUUUCUUUCUCCGUGUCCAGAAGGAGUUCAAUUUCAGCUAAUUUCUUCUGUUUCUUUUUCUCCUCCUCCUUUUUGCCUAAACAAGAAUUAUCUUUCUUCGUCAUUUUCCACAAAAAAAAUAAAUCUUUCUUUGUACCUCAUCCUUUUCCGUUUCUUUUUUACCCCCUCCUUUCUUUUUUUCCUUCUCAUCUUUUCUACGCCGCCUUUUUUUCUUCUUCUCGUUCUUCAUUCUCCCUUUUUCUUUUCUUUUUACUCCUCUGUUUUCAUGUUCAUUUGUACUUUCUUUCUUUGUUCUCUUUCUCCGCCCUCUUCCCUUUUUCUUCUCUUUCUUUGUCACCCUCCUUUUCUUCUCUUUUUUUUCAUUCUCCUUCCUUCUCUUUUUUCAUUCUCCUUUCUUCUUCUCUUUUUUCAUUCUCCUUUCUUCUUCUCUUUUUUCAUUCUCCUUUAUUCUUCUAUUUUUUCAUUCUCCUUUCUUCUUCUCUUUUUUCAUUCUCCUUUCUUCUUCUCUUUUUCAUUCUUCCUUUUUUUUUCAUUCUCCUUUGAGGUAUUCUCUUUUUCAUUCUCCUUUCUUCUUCUUUUUUUUCCUUUAUUCUUCUUUUUUUUCUUUUUCUAA
Acanthosepion pharaonis is the source of this 639-nucleotide messenger RNA. The record is from the annotation of a GenBank genome assembly. Lineage: Eukaryota; Metazoa; Mollusca; Cephalopoda; Sepiida; Sepiidae.